Messenger RNA from Miscanthus lutarioriparius, 954 nucleotides. The record is from the annotation of a GenBank genome assembly. NCBI's taxonomy places the organism in Eukaryota, Viridiplantae, Streptophyta, Magnoliopsida, Poales, Poaceae.
AUGACCUACGUCUACACCUGCGCCGACGGAUUCGAGAAGCCCGAGCUCAAGGAGGCCACGGACAAGGUGCUGCAGAACUCCACCGAGCUCAGCAGCAACGCGCUCGCCAUCCUCACCUGCCUCGGCGAGCUCCUGCCGGAGGAAGCCAAAGCUCUGAACGCCACCCUGGCGGGUGCGGGGCACGGCCGCCGGCUUCUUGGCUGGCAGAUGGGCGAGGCCGAGGAGCUCGAGAGCAUCGCCAGCACGUUCGCCGAGGCGAACCGCCAGCUUCUCGCGGCGGAGGAGCUCCCCGACGAGCUAGCCGGCAAGCGCGAGCUGCUGUCCCGGACGCUCAUGGGGAUCGACAAGGCGGCCACCGAGGCCAAGCGCCAGCUUGAUGAGGCAACGAUGGAGGACACCAUGUCCGGCGGCCAUCCUGAGCACAGGGUACUGACCACAGGCCUCAUCGGCACGUUCGACGAGAUACAAGACGGGCGCAACCAGGUGCCGCCCGGCGACUUCCCCAAGUGGAUGCCGGCCACCCAGCGGAGGCUCCUGCAGCUGCCCAGCUUGCAGAAGCCCAACAAAGUGGUGGCCCCGGACGGGAGUGGCGACUUCAAGACCAUCACCGAGGCCAUUGCCGCCGUGCCCAAGACCUUCGAGGGCCGCUUCGUCAUCUACGUGAAGGCCGGCGUGUACAAGGACUACGUCACUGUGCCCAAGGACAUGGCCAACAUCUUCAUGUACGGCGACAGGCCGACGAAGACGGUGGUCACCGGCGACAAGAGCUGUACGUGCCGGUUCGAGGGGUACCAGGACACGCUGUACGUGCACGCGAACCGGCAGUUCUUCCACAACUGCGAGGUGCUGGGCACCGUGGACUUCAUCUUCGGCAACUCGGCGGCGCUGUUCCAGAACUGCCUGAUGACGGUGCGCAAGCCCGGGGACAGCCAGUCCAACAUGGUGACGGCGUAG